Messenger RNA from Paramormyrops kingsleyae, 7269 nucleotides. The record is from RefSeq and is a predicted model, not a curated record. NCBI's taxonomy places the organism in Eukaryota, Metazoa, Chordata, Actinopteri, Osteoglossiformes, Mormyridae.
CAGGUUUCAAGAAAGCAAGCGCAAGGGGGAUUUGGGGUCAGUUUAUCAGAUCUGUGCCUUAAAACGAGUUGCUUUUGCUGAACGUUGUGAGUAUCCUAUCUGCGAGUUAUCGUACUAAUCUGUUAAUAGGUCUUCCAGUUUUAAGUCAGGGGGGUCUAUUAAAAAGACGACAAGAACAGCAUCAUCAUCCACAGCAGUGCAACAAGUUUUGGGAGCGGCCAUACAGGCGGCGGGAUCCGUCACAGGUUGUAUAGCGCCUUUGACAGUGGGAAGGCGUCCCGGCGUCGCGCUUGUCGCCUGUUUAGAGUAACUGUGCUCUGGCCAUAACCCGCUGGGUCUGACAAUCAAAACAGUCCUGCUGCUCUCGCUACAUGCCGAGUGCAUGUGACUCUGCGUUGCCCAGCAUUCAGCAUGAAGCUUGCGGAGACGAGAGAGGACCCGAGGUGCGCUGAAAACAUGGAGAAGACAGCGGAGACUUACAAGCCACAGUACUGCUGCGGCACCUUCGUCAACGUCCUGGCGUGCUUGUUUUCUUUUGUUUCCUUUGCAUACUGUAUUUUAUUGAGUGUGCAGACAUCUGAGAUCAAAACAAGGGUGGCGGAAUUGGAAACUGGGAAUGGGGAGCUUCUGUAUCAUCAGGUUCCCGGGUUCUCCAUGGAUCAGUUUAAUUCUCUGAUACAACAGAGAGUGGAUGAACUUCUGUCUCAGCGAUCUUAUGAACAUCUGACCAAGAUAAGGACUGUCCGUGAAGCGCCACCUGACUGCAACUGUCCACCAGGUCCUCCGGGGAAGAGAGGAAGACGAGGCAGGGAUGGGGAGAAUGGACCACCUGGUCCUCCUGGUCUAAAGGGUGACAAGGGGGAUCAAGGAGACCAGGGCCCGCGGGGUCUGCCUGGCCUUCCCUCACUGGCGGCUUUGCACAGCAAUCAGAUCCUGACCGUCAAGAUGGUCUUCCCUAAGAUCAAUCAUGGCUUUCUUUCCGCUGAUCAGCAGCUCAUAAAACGCCGGCUGAUUAAGGGAGAUCAGGGUCAAGCUGGCCCUCCUGGGCCUCCUGGCCCCCCAGGUCCACCUGGCCCCAGGGGACCCCCGGGGGACACCGGCAAAGAUGGCCCCAGAGGAAUACCAGGGCUUCCGGGUGACCUCGGAGCCUCGGGAGAAACGGGCCCAAUGGGACCUGAGGGACCGCCGGGGCCCAAGGGCUCUUUUGGCUCUCCAGGAAUUCCAGGUGCUGAUGGACAGAAGGGAGAGACGGGCUUCCCUGGAAUCGAUGGGACCCCUGGUGUCAAGGGUGAAAUGGGAGAACAGGGUGAAAAGGGCGACAUGGGCGAAGACGGGCUGAAGGGUGAGGUGGGCGAGAAGGGGGAUGCAGGAUCGUCUGCUGCUGGCAUUAAGGGCGAACCUGGAGAGCCAGGCCGCGUGGGACUAAAGGGAGAACCAGGACUCCCAGGCCUGCCCGGACUUCCCGGGAUCAAGGGUGAACCCGGAUUCCUAGGACCUCAGGGAGAACCAGGUUUGCCAGGGCUGCCAGGAACUAAGGGUGACCGAGGGGAAGCAGGCCCACCAGGAAAAGGUGAACGGGGCGAAACUGGACCCAAGGGGCAGAAGGGGGUGCAGGGAGAAUCUGGGACUCCAGGUCACAAAGGGUCGAAGGGGGACACUGGAGAUAAAGGAGAGUUGGGCUCCAUGGGACCACGGGGUCCACCUGGGCAGAAAGGUGACCAAGGAACCACGGAGAUCAUUGAUUACAAUGGAAACAUCCAGGAAGCUUUGCAGAAGAUUACCACUAUUACAGUAACGGGUCCGCCAGGGCCAGCUGGACCCUCAGGGCCGCCGGGGAUCAAGGGGGAGCAAGGUCCAGCUGGACCUCCGGGUUUGGAUGGGGAGCGGGGAUUGAAAGGUUCCAAAGGGGACACAGGAAUUUCCGGAGCGACUGGAGAGAAAGGGGCCCUUGGCCUGCCUGGCAUGCCGGGUGUUAAUGGCUUGAAAGGAGAAAAGGGUGAUCUUGGCCUGACAGGUCCACAAGGUCCCUCAAUCAUAGGCCCUCCUGGACCCCCUGGCCCCCACGGCCCCCCAGGCCCCAUGGGUCCCCAUGGGUUUCCUGGAGCAAAGGGAGAACCUGGUUUGCAUGGUAUGAAGGGGAUGCGUGGGGAGCCAGGCCAAAAGGGUGACCGGGGAUCCCUGGGCCUCCCUGGGGCGUCCGGCUUGGACGGCAAGCCUGGAGUCAGGGGAAUGGAUGGGCCUGCUGGGCCCACAGGUCCAGCUGGGCCAAAGGGAGACCGGGGUGAAAAAGGAUCAUCCGGUGAACCUGGGCCCAGAGGACCCUACGGAUUACCUGGUACUGCUGGUUCACCAGGACAGGACGGGUUACCAGGCUUAAUGGGCGAGAAGGGAGACACUGGGGAGAAAGGAGAAAAGGGGGAGAAGGGAAAGAAAGGCAAAAAAGGGCCUAAGGGGGAGAAAGGAGAACAGGGUGCCCCUGGAUUAGAUGCACCCUGCCCAUUGGGUCCGGACGGGCUCCCGAUGCCGGGGUGCUGGCAGAAGUGAUGAAAUCUAACCGAAACGCAUGGAGUUUGUAAAUAACGCCUCAUUUUUUUUUUUUUUUUGUAUUUAUAGUUUUUUAAAUUGAACAUAAAGAUUAUAUGAAUAUAUAAAGAACGCUCAUGAAGUUUACACGUAGCUGCUUCUACUCACCUGACGUAACAAGUGUUUGUCUUACAUCGGCGUUUUGGAGUCGGGGUACUUGGGGCAACCGCCUGGGCCGUGCCAGUUACCAUAGCUAGCAUGAGCCAAGGGCAAGGACUAGACUGGAUGUUAAGACCAAAACGGACUUACAGGGAGUCAGGAAGAGACGCUGGAGGGACUGGACUAACUACCACAUGGGAUAACAGACAUUGUCAUUUGUUCAUCUCAAGCAUUCAUUUCAAGUUCUUCAUCCCUCCAUGCCACACUACCAGCUCAAAAGACUAAAACAUUCAUGCCAACAAAAAUACAAAAAAAAUGAGCAUGAGUACUGUGCCAAACUAGGCGAAUAUAUGUAUGGAUAUACAUAUUGCUUUGUGGUGUGAUCCUAUUUAUGGCUUUCGAAACACUAACUGGCUGACGGUUCAUUCCAGCUUACUUAAAACAGAAGUACAAAGCUCUGAGUUUGUGAUCUUUUUUUUUCCUUUUGUCAUCUUCCAAAGGGAGUCACACCUUGGCUGGUGGCUUGAACAGAUUUGAUCACCAGGCAAUAGAGACGGGUCAUUCUUUUUCUUUAUUGUGGCGAUGCCCUCAAAGUUGGAGAUGCACGCUCCCCCUGGGCCAGCUCUCGUGCCGUGCUGGGUUUGCCGAGGAGCCCAUGUCCACUUACAACACGGUGUUGCAAACAGCACCAGUCAUUGGCUUAGGAGGGAGAUGUGGGCGUUUCACAGCCCUGUGUACAGCCUAUCAGAGUGUGGACUAAGUUCAGCAUCGACUUGGACCAUCGCUCUUUGGGGAAAGAUAGGUAAAUGUACCCUCGAUGCAGAAUUCCUCAGUGAGGGAAAGAGGCGUGUCACAGGAUGAAGUCCACAGUCAUCUCUUCAGAUACCAAAUAGGCCUCUUCAAUGAACUUUGGUCUUUGCUGAGAUACCUGAGUUUGAAUGUAGGGGGAAACAUCAAUACAAUCUACUGAGAUGAUGUCAAUGGAACUAUUAUUUUAAAUGUCUUUUUUUGCCAUUGUUAUUGUUUGAAUUUUUUUGUUGUUCAUUCCCUUUGUUGGAAAUACAAAUAUUUUAACAUGCUUUGAGUAAUAAGUACAGUCUGAUUAUUGAAGAAUGAUAAUCUAGUUAUGUACAAUACUACAGUAUUAAACCACAGUUGUAUUUGGUGUUUUAUGUUAUGAACAAUUAUUAUUUUUUGUUUGUUCAUUUGACGUACUAAAUGUUUUCAGCAGAGAUAGUUCCCAUAUACGGUAAUUUACAUUGAUCAUGGAGACUGACAAGAAACAUAGAUUACAAACUUGUAUGGAUUUUUAUCAAAAGUAUAAUUGGAAAAAAAUAUUUUUCGCUGAAAUAUAAAAUAGUGUGUCGCAGUUAAUGCCAAGAGCUCCGCAUCUGAAUUUUGUUAAUCGCUACAAUUAGGAUUAAUCCAGCCUUUGUUCAUUUUGUCGCAGAGAAUGUGCAGACUAUCUUCAACGUUAGUGUGUAACUGUAUAGAGACGUCACUUUUAAGGAAUGAGGAAGAUUUCUGAAAAGCUAUUUUAUUUCCACAGUAUGAGUUUCAGUUUACUGCUUUGGAACACAAGGGAGAAGUUGACCUUGACCUUGCAGCAAGCCGAACAUUAUUUAGUUUUAUUUUUUUGCUGUCCAAAAUGCAAUUCCUGGCUUUACACCUACAGUAAACAAGAUUUCAACAGAAACUGUACAGUUUCAAAAAAUUGGUCCUUUGAAGGCUAGUUUAAAGCAGCGGAAGAAUGUAUUGCAUUAAUCACAGUUCUUUUCAUAUGUGAGGAAGUUGUGUCUCAAUAGCACAGUGUCAAAAUGGUCCACCAGACCAUUCUGAAUUAGGGGAUUUAAUCAAAGUUUCAAUGGUACAUUUUAAUGGUACAGUCUUUUUGGACAGCAACUGACAAGGGUCAGUCAGAGUGGGAUGUUAAUGGUAGAUAUUCCAUACAUUAAUAUUACUCCAGAGAGGACAAAAUUAAUCAAUUUAAUGAGUGGAUUUUGACUCAUACUGAAGCUAGUUUUGCAUGGCAAAUUUGUUACCUUACAUUCCAGUGCAGGCUGUAGGUUGUUUAUUUCAGUUAAGUAUAAUCAUCUUACACCUUCAAAAUUUUUUGUUUAAUUUGACCAUUUUAACUGUUUUAGCCAUGUCAAUCACCUGAAAGCAAACAGCCAUACUGACACAAUGGAAAUAACAGCAUGUAGUAAUUGUUCUUAAUGCCUGCACACCAUUUUCGCAUUAAAACUGAAGCAUAAAUGUACAAAUAAUGCUUAAAAUAAUGCUAAACUUUGAUGUUCAGUAAAUUUGAUUACUUUGUAUAUGCUUUACCAUGGUUCAAUGACUGAAUGACGCAUUCUUUCGGCAAUAUCGUUUUCCUUUUCGAUGUAAAUGUUUUUUUUUUUAAGCCUGAAAUGAUUUUCUUCUUUGGUGUUAGUAAUGGUGCUACCAGCUUCAGAAAGGCACUGAAGGAAAUGUCCUAGGUAUAACCAUUAAUCUAUCAGGCAAAGGAUAUUGUGUGUGUGCGUGUUUACGAUAAUUUAGCGUAUUGCAUAUACUUUUAUAUUUGUAUUGUGACUUUAAAUGGUACAUUAUUUAUUUUUAUACGUAUUCAUCAUAUUGGUUUUAAUCAGGCAUUCCUUGUGACAUGGGGUAUUCAAGGUCCUUAUACCAGCACGUUUAUUUCUGUUUCCUAAUUUAAUUUAUCAGAGUCUAUGGAAAUGACCUCACAUUUGGAAAGGACACACAUGCAUCCUAAACUGCUAUUUUACUGUAAUCGAAUAAUACAGUAAUUCACCGUUCUCUUGUGGAGUAAUCUGAUUGUUGGUGAAGGACACAUUAGAAUGAUGUGGUCAAUAUUCAUUAUGUAUUGCAUAACGUUAUACAGAGCAUUUUAUGUCCAAUAUUGGUUUGACUUUUGUACCGUCAACAUAAUUAACUGUAGACGUUGAAUAUUAUACAUUGAAUAAAAGGUAUAUUGCUGUGGAGGUUGCAUCACAUGACCAAGGUCAUAUGAUUUAUCAAUUCAAUGACAGUGAGAGUCUUCCAGCUCUAGGUUUGUCGUGGAAACUCAGCUGUAUGGUUUCUGGGUGGGUUCUACAUUUCCAUUGUUAUGAAUUAUGGGUACAGCUUUGGCAUUUCAUCAACAACUCUGCGUGGUACUCCUGUGUGAAAACAAAGACUGGUCCACCAUUCAAAACCAGGCAUUUUCCCAUUACAUACACACACAUAUAUAUAAUGCCAUGUAUCUGCCCAAUACACAAUUAUAGGCAAAUUCCAGAGUUUCAAACUGUUUUUUUUUCUUGGAGCAUUAAUAAAUCACCUGUAACUGUCUAGGAUAAUGAUAAAUCACCUACACAGACAUUUUUUUGUUGAGACAGUGGUUCUUCUGUUGUGUACUGAUUUCUCUUUUAUUUCAAUUUCAUUCUUUGUCUUGGAAUUGAAUGUAGAUUUUGAACUUGUCGAGGUACAGAUAUGUGACUCAGUAUUCAUUAAUGUGAGGGAAGAAAAGACAAACAUGGGAGUGUGUUGUACAUAUUUACCUGAUUACAUGAAUACCAUACAUUCUCAACUGCAGCUGCAUUUGUACAUACAAUUGUAAUUACAGUUGUGUUACACUCACUGUAUCAUUGUUUGGUGAAAAGGUAAUUGCAUUUGGUUGUGAAGGUUAGCUCUUACAAUUAAAGUCACCAGCCAAUUUGUUUGCUUUCUGGGCCUUUGUAAUUCUGGCUCCUCACAAAGAUCCAUCCUCAGCACAACCGAAUUUAAUUCUACGCCUUCCUUCACUGGAAUUUCCCUGAUGCAUUUAUUGAAUUGUCUGCCAGUCUUUCUGAACUUCACACCAAGUAAGGUCCCUGACAACCUCGGGGUAAUCUGCAUGACAAAAAUAGAGUUGUGUGUUGAAUUUUAUCACCGUUUGCCUACAAUAUGUUCCGCUGUUUCUAUGUGAGUCCCCUGCCACCACCCCCCUUCCAUUAACAUUAUAUAACGUUUUGUUAUAAUUCACUACUGCAGCAGAAUUUGAGCUGUCUGAUUUUUUCUCCAUUGGUGUUAUUCCUCUUAAUAGUAUUUCCUUUGGCAGUAAUCCAAAGCUCAGAAUUUGUAUUUAAUGUUGUCGUUCCCAAUGCUGUUCUCUGGCUGUGAACCUUGUGCAUGCUGGUACAUAUCAUCACACUGUAAAAUGUCCAUAUCCAGAGAUCUAUGGUGAGUAUUCAGACUUUUGAGUUCUCAGUUCAUAUAAAGUGCAUUCAGAGCUGAGGAUAAUGAUCUGUGAACUUAGUCUUGGCCACGUUGUUAGAGCUGAAGGCCACGCUGUGCAAACAAGGUGACACAUGAAUGUCAUUUUUCUGUCCAACGUAACUCUUUAAAAGUUUUGUUUUAGGGUCUUGGGUAGAGCACUCAGUUUAUUUUCCUUCUUUGUAUUUGGUUUAAUUUGUUAUCAACAUCCAUCUUUUUCGUUUUCAUUCUUAAUGUUUGUAUUUUUCGGUUUGCUGAUGCUUCCAGAUUUGGCAAUUAUUUCACAUUAUUUCAGAGGCAUUUCAUGAGGCUGUACUGUUGGAACCAAAUAAAUUCACUUUUACAUCUUUCAAA